Molecule: messenger RNA, 894 nt
Organism: Sordaria macrospora k-hell
Lineage: Eukaryota; Fungi; Ascomycota; Sordariomycetes; Sordariales; Sordariaceae
Source: RefSeq, a predicted model, not a curated record
AUGGUGAAACUCGGCAUUAGCGACAAGAUCAAGCUGAAUAGCGGAUAUGAAAUCCCGCAAUUGGGGUUUGGUGUUUACCAAACUCCCGCCGAUGAAGUAGACAAGAUCGUCGAAGAAGCCUUCAAUGUCGGAUAUCGUCAUGUCGACUCCGCCUCCGCCUACCGCAACGAAGCCGGCUGCGGCGCCGCCAUCCUCCGCUCCUCCAUCCCUCGCUCCGAAAUCUUCUUCACCUCCAAGAUCGGCCCCAAGCACAUCUCCUACAACGCUGCAAAGCGCAUCAUCUCCGAAUCCCUUCAAAAGACAGGGUUAGAGUACAUCGACCUCAUGCUCCUGCACGCUCCCUACGGCGGGUCCGCAAACCGGAAGGGCGCCUGGCUUGCGCUUGUCGAAGCCGUCGAGGAAGGAAAGAUCCGGUCUAUUGGUGUUUCAAACUAUGGCGUCCAUCACCUCGACGAACUGGAGCAGCAUAUCAAGCAACUGGAAGCUGAACGGAGCGGGCCGGGCAAGGGAGGUGUGAUCAGUGUCGGGCAGUGGGAGGUUCAUCCUUGGUGUGCCCGUAGUGAUAUCGUCGAGUGGUGUCGCAAACGCAACGUUGUCGUGGAAGCGUACGCGCCCAUUGUUAGAGGAGAGAGGUUUGGCGAGCCGGAUUUGAAGAAGCUGGCGGAGAAGUAUGGAAAGACGGAGGCACAGGUGCUGGUGAGGUGGAGUUUGCAGAAGGGAUAUGUGCCGCUGCCGAAGAGUGUUAGGGCGGAGAGGAUCGAGGAGAAUGCGGAUGUUUAUGACUUUGAGUUGAACGAGGAGGAGGUGAAGGGGCUGGAGACGAAGGAGUAUAGCCCCGUGUGUUGGGAUCCGACGACGAGUGAGUUGGAUAAUUACAGUGGGCAGGAGGUCUAG